AUGCGAGGUGGCGCAGCCCGCGCUGUCUUCAGGUCCCCCGUAGCCCAGGUGGCACCACGGAGAACUGCAGCCACACAGAACAUGCCCGACAAUGCCGCACGCGACAUGCUUGUCAAGCAGCGCCUCAACCGCCCCGUCUCUCCCCACCUCGGCAUCUACCGGCCACAGAUAACGUGGUAUGGCUCCGCGCUCAAUCGUAUCACCGCCUCGAUCCUCUCUGGCGGUUUCUACAUCUUCGGCUUCUCCUACCUCAUUGCGCCGCUCUUCGGCUGGGACCUCAGCUCCCAGAGGCUGGCCAAGUCAUUCGGGUCACUGCCCAAGUCGGUGAAGGUUGGCACGAAGAUGCUGUUGGCGUUCCCGUUCACGUACCACAGCUUGAACGGCGUCAGGCAUCUGGCGUGGGAUCUGGGGUACGGAUUUUCGAACAAGGCGGUUAUGCAGACUGGGUGGGCUACCGUGGCGGCGAGCGUUGCUAGCUCGCUGGGCCUGGCUUUCGUUUAA
Coniosporium apollinis CBS 100218 is the source of this 501-nucleotide messenger RNA. RefSeq lists its product as uncharacterized. NCBI's taxonomy places the organism in Eukaryota, Fungi, Ascomycota, Dothideomycetes. The record is from RefSeq and is a predicted model, not a curated record. Gene Ontology annotation, molecular function: succinate dehydrogenase activity; electron transfer activity. Gene Ontology annotation, biological process: mitochondrial electron transport, succinate to ubiquinone; tricarboxylic acid cycle. The transcript is spliced from 2 exons. The coding region runs from base 1 to 501 and encodes 166 amino acids. Gene Ontology annotation, cellular component: membrane.